Molecule: messenger RNA, 2346 nt
Organism: Astyanax mexicanus (Mexican tetra)
Lineage: Eukaryota; Metazoa; Chordata; Actinopteri; Characiformes; Acestrorhamphidae
Gene: or55e1
Product: odorant receptor, family 55, subfamily E, member 1
Exons: 2
Coding region: 33-1124 (363 amino acids)
Biological process (GO): G protein-coupled receptor signaling pathway
Cellular component (GO): membrane
Molecular function (GO): G protein-coupled receptor activity; olfactory receptor activity
Source: RefSeq, a predicted model, not a curated record
UCAGUGUAGAUGUAUAUAUACUGUAUGUGCACAUGGUUUCUGUGCUCAUUUCUGUGGACAGAACUUUCCACAUAAAUGACCCCGCCAACCAAGAAGACAAGAGAAAACCUGAGGCAGGUCUAACUGACCACCCUCACAGUGCCAUGACUGAGGAAUUCCAAGGAGCAAACUUCUCACAUACAAAGUUUACUUUUGUCGGAUUUCCAGAGAUCUCCAAAUACAGACGUCUGCUUUUCCUACCGUUUUUCCUCAGUUACCUUGUGAUUUUGAUUGGAAAUUCUUUAAUACUUUUUGUGAUUAAAAAUACAAAGAGUCUUCAUAAUCCGAUGUACAUUUUAGUGUCUGCCUUGGCUCUGGUAGACAUUGCUGUACCUACUGCAAUUAUUCCUGCAAUGCUUCUCAGUUUCCUUUUUGACCUUAAUGAAAUAACAUUAGUUGGAUGUUUGAUGCAGAUGUUUUUCAUUCAUUUCCUUUCCUCUGUAGAGUCGACCAUUCUUUUAGCGAUGGCUCUGGAUCGCUUGGUGGCUAUCUGUAAUCCACUUCGAUACACUGCGAUUAUGAACACAUCUACCUUUCUCAAACUGCUGCUUUUUACAUUGAUCAGGAGUGGGAUUAUAAUGUCCACUUUGGUUGGUUUAGCUUCACCUUUGUCUUUUUGCGGAUCCAACAUUAUCCAUCACUGCUACUGUGACCACAUGGCUCUGGUGAGCUUAGCCUGUAACUCAACUGCAAGAAAUAGUGCAAUGGGCGUCGCUGUGAUUGUAUGUUUUGUUGGAAUUGAUAUAUCUGUCAUUUUCUUGUCUUAUGUUAAAAUCCUUUAUGUCGUGCUCAGAGCAGCAGCAGGUGAGCAGAGGUCGAAAGCCUUGAACACCUGUGGCACGCACUUAAUUGUCAUGAUGUGCUUUUAUUUUGUGGGAAGUGUAACUUUUCUCUCACGGAAUCUUAGUAUUCCAAUUCCAGUUGAUGUUAACACCUUUCUGGGCAUCACCUACAUUGUUUUCCCUGCAUGCAUUAAUCCUAUUAUUUAUGGUGUUCGAACCAAAGAGAUAAGGAAUGCACUGUUAAAAAUGUUUAAAACCCGUGUAAAUGUGGUUACAAUUAAGGUGACCACUGUGAAAUGGUGAAUUUCAAUGUGUUGCUGGUCCUUUAACCCCUUAAAAUGCCUUGUUGUAUAUGGGCUACAGGUGCAGGUGAUACAAAACCCUUUUUAUCUGCAGUAAAAUAAUGCAGUUAUUUACAUUCUGAAAAUUUGAGGGCUGAAAUCUUCUACAGGACACUUGAAGAAGCUGCCUGUCUUCUCUCUACUCCACUUAAAAAUUCCAGAUCAGUAACAGGAAUUAGGAACAACAACCCGAACUCUGCAUGUUUGAAAAUAGAUGUAAAAACUAGACAAACAUCCUAAAGGUUAACUUAAGGAUUGGAGGACAUAAACAGUUUGAUUUGUAUUCAGGAAAAUAUUGACUUUAAAAUGAAGUGAUUUUAUAAUUUUACUCAUUAUAUUUUGACAUUAGCAGAUUUACUGAAAUAUUUUUUUGUAUUCUCUAUUACAAUUACAAUUAUGCUUUUUUAAAAUAAUGUUCCUUAUCUAAUGUUCCAUGAAAGCUUUUUUAUGUAAUGCUUGAAUAGAAAUCCUCAAGAUUUAGUGGUGUAAUGUCAGGCAGACAAUUGGCAAAAAUCCUGAACUGUUAAGGGGUUAAACUGUACAAUCUGUGCCUUUUAUUGCUGUUAAUGGAAACAUAAAUCUGAAUUGCUUUGUACAUAAUGCCAUACUAUCUUUAAAACCUUCUGUAAUUGUCUGUUUUGUUUGCAGUUGCACUUUGACUCUGUAAUUUAUACAUUUCACAAAAUAUAAUGUGAUUUUUUUUUUAAUGAUUGAAAUGUAAAAUGGCUGGGAUCGUUCAGUACAGUCAGAACAAAUAUUAAUGGUCUAUGCACCUGAAUAAUUAAAGUAUGCUUAAUGUAAAAGUUGUGACAUGACGUGACAGAAUUCAUUAAGAUCCCUACAGAGCAGAGAAUUGUAUUUGGACUGUAAUCAAUGUAUCAAGGGAAAUUAUCCUUCCACUGGAGCACUGCAUAUUAAGCACUUAGCCAAUAUACUUCACAAAUGACAGUGGGCUUAAAAAGUAUUAAAUAGAUGAACAAGAUUUCAAACACAGAAUAAGAAUUCUUUGGAUGAACAAGGAAUCAUUUGUGCGCUCAUUUGUAAUUAGAAGACACAACAUUGUGGCUGUAACUGACCUGAUGUGAGAAUCUGAAAAAAAAUAAAGUUUGAGUGUGUGAAAUGUCAAUGUUUCCUCUUGCUGGUAAAUUAUUGUCAAUAUAAAAUAUUGUCGAGCACACAGAAAA